Momordica charantia (bitter melon) is the source of this 3111-nucleotide messenger RNA. It is a transcript of the gene GLR3.3, whose product is annotated as glutamate receptor 3.3. The record is from RefSeq and is a predicted model, not a curated record. Lineage: Eukaryota; Viridiplantae; Streptophyta; Magnoliopsida; Cucurbitales; Cucurbitaceae. Gene Ontology annotation, cellular component: membrane. Gene Ontology annotation, molecular function: ligand-gated monoatomic ion channel activity.
CCAUAUUAUAUUUCGUUUAGAUUUUACUUCUUCUCGACAGCAGUGGCGAGCUUCAAUGGAAGUUUCUUUACUUGCAUAGACUAGACAUCUAUAGAUUGUAGAAUCCCCUGUUUUGGCGGAAGGCCACAGUCCUCUUAGGGAAGUAUCGUAAAUGAGUUUGAUUUGGACACUUUUGUUGUUGUCUCUCUAUUGUGGCAUUUUCCCUCUUGGGUUAGGCAAAAACAUUUCGUCAAGACCAUCAGUCGUGAAUAUUGGAGCUAUUUUCUCGUUUGAUUCUACCAUUGGAAAAGUUGCCAAGAUUGCCAUAGAAGAAGCUGUGAAAGAUGUGAAUGCUGAUCCCACCAUUCUUCCUGGAACCAACCUUUGGUUACAAAUGCAGAAUUCCAACUGUAGUGGGUUUCUGGGCAUGGUUGAAGUUUUGCAACUCAUGGAGAAUGACACCGUUGCCAUCUUAGGCCCUCAAUCUUCUGUGGUUGCCCACAUUUCAUCGCAAGUUGCAACUGAGUUCCAAGUUCCUCUAGUCUCAUUUGCAGCCACAGAUCCUACUCUCUCUGCCCUUCAAUUUCCCUUCUUUGUGAGGACCGCACAGAGUGAUUUGUUUCAAAUGUCUGCAGUCGCUGAGAUUGUUGAGUAUUAUGGUUGGAAGGAGGUUAUUGCCAUAUACAUCGAUGAUGAUUAUGGGUGGAAUGGUAUUGCAACAUUGGGUGAUAAACUUGCUGAAAAGCGUUGUAAAAUCACAUAUAAGUUGGGUAUUAGUCCAGAAUCUGGGGUUGAUCGAGCCCAAGUUAUGGAUCAACUUGUUAAGGUUGCACUUAUGGAAUCUAGAGUUAUGGUUCUCCACGUGAACCCCACAUUAGGCACUUUAGUCUUUUCAGUGGCUAAAUACCUUCAAAUGGUGGGCAAUGGAUAUGUAUGGAUAACAACUGAUUGGCUUUCGUCUUUAUUAGACAGUGUUGUUCCUUUCUCUCUUGAGACCAUGGAGAUGAUGCAAGGAGUUCUUUCUUUACGCCAGCACACAGCAGAUUCAGAUAAAAAGAGAGCUUUUCUUUCCAGGUGGAAUAAGUUAACUGGUGGCUCUUUGGGUCUGAAUUCUUAUGGUCUAUAUGCUUAUGACUCUGUUUGGGUGGUUGCUCGUGCCAUCCACGAAUUUUUGAAUCAAGGUGGGGUCAUUACACAUUCUAAUAAUUCCAGGCUGCAUCUUGGUGAAAGCGGUAAUCUUCAUCUUGAAGCCAUGACUAUCUUUGAUGGUGGAAAUCAACUGCUGAAUAAUAUAUUGCAGAGUGACUUUGUUGGUUUGACUGGUGCCAUUAAGUUUGAUCAUGAUAGAUCCCUUGUUCAUCCUGCAUAUGAUAUAAUUAAUGUCAUUGGGACUGGAUCAAGAAGGGUCGGUUACUGGUCCAACUACUCUGGUUUAUCAAUUGAUGCACCGGAGACACUCUAUUCCAAACCACCCAAUCGCUCACACGCAAAUCAGAAGCUGUACGAGGUUAUAUGGCCAGGAAAUACAAUAGAAAAGCCUCGAGGAUGGGUAUUCCCAAACAAUGGGAAGCUACUAAACAUUGGAGUGCCACUUCGGGUCAGUUACAAGGAGUUUGUAACACAAGUCAAAGGGGUCGACAAUUUCCAAGGUUUCUGCAUUGAUGUGUUUACAGCUGCUGUAAAUUUAUUACCUUAUGCUGUCCCGCACCGAUUUAUAGCCUUUGGAGAUGGCCACCAGAAUCCAAAUUACACAGAACUUGUGUACCGGAUCACAACUGGCAAAUUUGAUGCUGUUGUAGGAGACAUAGCCAUUGUCACAAGCCGUACAAAGCUUGUGGAUUUUACUCUGCCAUAUACUGCUUCUGGACUAGUUGUUGUGGCCCCAUUCAAAAAACUGAACACUGGUGCUUGGGCCUUCCUGCAUCCAUUUUCUCCAGCCAUGUGGAUGGUCACUGCUAGUUUCUUCAUAUUUAUUGGAAUAGUCGUCUGGAUUUUGGAGCACAGGACGAACGACGAAUUCAGAGGCCCACCUAAAAGACAAUGCAUCACAAUUUUAUGGUUUAGCUUCUCAACUCUAUUUUUUGCCCAUAAGGAGAACACAAUUAGCACUCUUGGCCGCCUAGUGCUGAUCAUAUGGCUCUUCGUGGUUUUGAUAGUAAAUUCUAGCUACACUGCUAGUUUAACAUCCAUUCUCACUGUGCAGCGGCUAUAUUCUCCGAUCACAGGUAUUGAAACCUUGAGAGUAGGUGACGAACCGAUAGGUUUCCAAGUUGGAUCUUUUGCUGAACGUUAUUUGCGUGAGGAGCUCAACAUAUCUAAAUCUAGGCUUCGGUCUCUUGGAUCACCCGAAGAAUAUACCAAGGCACUUGAGCUUGGCCCUAAGAGGGGAGGUGUUGCUGCCAUAGUUGAUGAACUUCUAUAUAUUGAGAGUUUCCUCUCGAGACAGUGCACAUUCAGAAUUGUUGGUCAAGAGUUCACAAAAAGUGGCUGGGGUUUCGCAUUCCCGCGGGACUCUCCCUUGGCCAUAGACUUGUCAACUGCCAUUUUGCAGCUGUCAGAGAAUGGCGAUCUGCAACGGAUUCAUGACAAAUGGCUUGUGAAAAGCAGCUGCAGCACGGACGAUCUUGAAUCAGACCGGCUUCAACUUAAGAGCUUCUGGGGCCUCUUUCUAAUCUGUGGGAUUGUUUGCUUCAUCGCCCUUGCCAUAUACUGCUAUCAGGUUAUUCGUCAGCUGUACCGUUCCGAUUCAAAAGAUCCUAAUUUGUCUAGCAGUAGCGGAUCACGUUCAAACCGUCUCCGACGAAUUAUAUCAUUGUUGGAUGAGAAGAAAGAACCUUCUAAAAGGGAAAGCAAGCGAAGGAAAGUUGAGAAAUCAUCUGAAAACGAUAAGUAUGAUGAUCACUUGGAGGUAAAUCCUUAAGAAGUUGGCGAACAGAUAUUGAAGCAACCAACCAGGUUUUGUUAACGUCUUGUGUAACUGUAUAAUUGAGCUAUCAGUUUCUUUAGGAUUAGAAAAAUAUAAGUGCACUUGUCAAGUUUGGGAAACUCUUGCCUUCUGCUAAAGCUAAAGCAUGUCGAAGGGAAAAUAAUCAUGUAUAGCCUUGUUUAAAUGCACAUCAUUUUUCUUGUUCC